AUGGUGGACUUCGGUCUGCCUUUCAAAGCCCCCGAGGUCAAUCCAAUAACACACAAGGCACGCGCCAUUCCUUUCUUGAACCCGCUCAACAUGUACGGACGAGUGUUCUUCUUCUCCUGGUUCGGAUUCUUCAUUGCCUUUUGGUCGUGGUAUGCAUUCCCGCCAUUGCUGCACGAUACUAUCCAGGCGGACCUCAAGCUCACCAAGAUUGACGUGGCAAACUCCAACAUCAUUGCACUCUGUGCCACCCUGCUCGUUCGACUUGUGGCUGGGCCUUGCUGUGAUAGAUUUGGGCCACGAUGGACGUUUGCUGCAUGCCUCUUCAUCGGCGCUAUUCCCACGUUCUUAGCUGGAACUGCCUACACCAGAGGCCAGCUGUUCGCAGUCCGAUUCUUCGUUGGUGUUCUUGGCGGCAGCUUCGUACCGUGCCAGGUAUGGUCGACGGGCUUUUAUGACAAGAACAUCGUUGGCACAGCCAAUGCUUUUACUGCAGGCCUCGGUAACUCUGGAGGAGGGGUGACAUAUUUCCUCAUGCCUGCGAUAUUUGAUUCUCUCGUGAGAAGGGGCCUGACCCCUCACGUCGCGUGGAGGGUUACUUUCGUCGUUCCUGGAAUCAUGAUUAUAUCAGUCGCAACUUGUCUUCUCCUACUCUGCCAGGACACUCCGGUUGGCAAGUGGAGCAACCGCCAUGCGGUGGCUCAGACAAACCUUGCCACUCAUGGAAUUCAGACCACUCUUGUUGACGCGCCCACGGGAGGUCUGAUGGACAAACCAACAUCCACUGCUGGACCAGCGCCUCCCACUGAAGGGCCUGGGAAGGGGGAGAAGAUCCAAUACGAUGCUACAGGGGAACGUAAACUCUCUGCACUUGCCGACCGCGAGGCACAGCUUACAGAUCAGCAAAUGCUCGAUACCGCCCGGGGUGAAGUUGUGGUCAAGCCCACUGUGAGGCAGGUGCUGCAAGUUAUGUUAGCCCCUCAGACACUCCUUGCAUUCUGCUACUUCAACCCCUUCGGUGCUGAACUCGCGAUCAAUUCCAUUCUUGGUACCUACUACCAAAAGAACUUCAAGUCGCUGGGUCAGACCACCUCGGGUAGGUGGGCCGCCAUGUUUGGGCUCAUGAAUGUCAUUUUUAGACCGACGGGUGGUAUUGUCGCGGAAAUUCUCUAUAAACGCUUCCCAAAUGUCUGGGUCAAGAAAAUCUGGAUCCACACCCUGGGUGUCAUUACUGGUGUCUUCCUCAUUGUCAUUGGCGUCCUCGACCCUCACAACACCAACACCAUGUUCGGACUCAUCGCCGGCAUGGCAUUCUUCCUGGAAGCAGGAAAUGGAGCUAACUUCGCUCUAGUGCCACACGUCAAUCCCCAAGCUAAUGGGGUUGUCUCUGACAUGACUGGCGCUACAGGAAAUCUUGGAGGAAUUGUUUAUGCGACUGUGUUCCGAUACCACUAUACCAAUUACGCAAAGUCUUUUUGGAUCAUUGGCGUGAUGACGAUUGCUAUGAACUUGGCCGUGUCUUGGAUCCGGCCAGUUGCGAAAAGCCAGAUUGGCGGCCGAUAA
Exophiala aquamarina CBS 119918 is the source of this 1560-nucleotide messenger RNA. RefSeq names its product MFS transporter, NNP family, nitrate/nitrite transporter. The transcript is spliced from 2 exons. NCBI's taxonomy places the organism in Eukaryota, Fungi, Ascomycota, Eurotiomycetes, Chaetothyriales, Herpotrichiellaceae. The record is from RefSeq and is a predicted model, not a curated record. Gene Ontology annotation, cellular component: membrane. Gene Ontology annotation, biological process: nitrite transport; nitrate transmembrane transport. Bases 1 to 1560 code for a protein of 519 amino acids. Gene Ontology annotation, molecular function: nitrate transmembrane transporter activity; nitrite transmembrane transporter activity.